Messenger RNA from Choloepus didactylus (southern two-toed sloth), 5672 nucleotides. It is a transcript of the gene RSL1D1, whose product is annotated as ribosomal L1 domain containing 1. Bases 172 to 1770 code for a protein of 532 amino acids. The record is from RefSeq and is a predicted model, not a curated record. The transcript has 9 exons. Lineage: Eukaryota; Metazoa; Chordata; Mammalia; Pilosa; Megalonychidae. Gene Ontology annotation, cellular component: 90S preribosome.
GAGGUGGCGCCGCGCUACCCCCGGGCUUCAUGGAAGCCGGGAGCAGGGCAGGAUUGGUGGGAGCCUCAAGCAAGCGACUCGGACAGCAGGCGGGGACAUCCGCUUCGUCAGCUCCCGCCUGCCCAACCCUUACCACACGGCACCCAAACCGAAUCCCGCGCGCUCACGGAAAUGACCCGAAUGGCUCUGGCACCGCCCUUCCACUUCCGCCUACGGGCCUGGGUUUGCGCAUGUGCAGGAGAAGAAAUCCGGGAUUCUGUUCUCUCGUCUGCACGAGGCGAGAAGGCCAUGGAGGUCUCCACUCCCACCCUGGCUACAACUUCGACUCCAGAAACCCCUACGGCACCCGAGCGGCAGUCGCUGGUGAACAAAGCCCAGAUUAGAAAGGCGUUGGCAGCUUUGUUGGAAAAUUCCAAGUCCAGGAAAAACGCUGAUGACUUGCUUUUGAAUGAGAAAGAAAAUUUAUUUUUAAUGGUGGUAUUAUGGAAAAUUCCCAGUAAAGAACUGAGGGUCAGAUUGUCUUUGCCUUAUAGUAUUCGGUCAGAUUUAGCAGAAGUCUGUUUAUUUACCAAGGAUGAACCCGAUUUAACUCCUGAAAAGACAGAACAUUUCUAUAGAAGUCUUUUGAACAAGCAUAAAAUUAACACUAUUUCUCAGAUUAUCCCCCUCCGAACUUUAAAAAAGGAAUAUAAACCCUAUGAAGCCAAGCUCCGCCUCUUGGGUAGUUUUGACUUCUUCCUUACUGAUGCAAGAAUUAGGCGGCUUUUACCCUCCAUCAUAGGGAAACAUUUUUAUCUCAGAAAGAAAGUUCCGGUAUCUGUAAACCUUCUGGCCAAGAAUUUAUCAAAAGAGAUCAAUGGAUCUAUAGGUGGGACUGUCUUAAACAUCUCUAAAACUGGUUCCUGCAGUACUAUUCGCAUUGGUCACACUGGAAUGAAGUUGCAGCACAUCCUUCAGAAUGUCGUUGCUGUUGCAAAAGGGCUUUCAGAAAAAUUGCCAGAGAAGUGGGCAAGUGUGAAACUUUUAUACCUAAAAACUGAGAAAUCGGUUGCCCUUCCAAUCUUUUCUUCGUUUAAGAGCAAUUGGGAUGAUGCUAGAGGAGUAUCCCUUCCUGGUCAGAAGAAAAAAGAGGCAAAGAGAAAAGAAAAACUAAAAAUCAAAGAAAAAGAAAAGCUCGAAUUAAAAAGGGAGAAGAAGAGAAGGAAAAGGGAAAUGCGAGAGGCUAGAAAAAGAAAAAGCCAAGUCCUUACUAAAGGUCAGGCGCCUCAGGUCAGUGGUGCUCCAGGAAAGGGCCCUGGGUCCCCAAAGCGGGGCACCCCAGGACCCGAGAAGCAGGAGCCAAGCAGAGUGAAAGCCCCAUUGAAAGUGGAAGAUGGAUCUGAUGAGGAGAUUCCACUGCUGAUACCAAUGGACAGAAUGCCUGCUAAAGAAAUUGUGGAGGUGCAAACAUGUGCCAUAGUAAAGAAAACUCCAGAAAAUAGUCCAGGUUCCAGCACACCUCUAGGGAAGAAGAGAAAGGCGUCUGCAGCUUUGAAGACCCCUGGAGCUGCAAAGCAAGAUACCCCAGGUAAAGGCCCAGGAAAGAAGCCAAGAAUCAAAGAAGAGACCGAGAAGGAAAUCAACUCUUCAAUGGGGAAAAAAGACCUAAGACAGACUCCAAAAAAGCCAGAGGCUAAAUUCUUUGCUACUCCUAGUAAAUCUGCCAAAAAAGUGCCCCAGACCCCCAAGCAGUGGCCCCUCAAACCCAAAAUGUUGUCACAGACAAACUAAAAGCAGCAGCUUGACCAGAGGGAAAGAUCAGGGCUUCCUGAUGAGCUUUUUUAAAAUACCCAAGCCCUGGCCCCUGUUACACCCUUCUCCAGAGUGAGGCCUGGACUUAAAAUAUUCCUAAAAACCUCCACAUGUUAUUCUGAUUUAUGUUCCUGAGUGUAGGAACCAGUGGUGUGAAGUAAAAUCUUUUUUAAUUGCUCUUCUUGUGUUUGCUAAUAUAAUGGGAAAAUACACUGCUUCUCUGUGGUUGUGUUUUUUAUUAAAGUGUGACAUUUGCUUCUGGGUAUACUGUUGGCAUGCCAAAUCUUGUCAGUUGUAUUUGAAGGCUUAUGAUUGGAACUUUCCUUCCCUAUUUUAAACCAUUUAUUGACAUGAGCUCUAUUCCACUCGGUUGUGCAGACAUUCCCAAAGCUGAUUUGUGAGAAUUGGCUGUGGAACUUAGGAGAAACAUGGAGUUCUUGGCUCUCCUGCUGAGAUGGUAUAUCUUGGCAGGUCUUAGGAGGAGCCCUGGAAUCAGUUUUUUUCUUUAAUUCCCAAGUUGUGAAUCACUGAGUUAGCAAACAUACAGUGAGGGAAAUUGCAAGGUCAUUUGUAGAGGGAUUGAAUGGAAUCCUGCCUACUAGAGGCAAGAAAAUGUUUAUCUUACCUUCCUCCAAAUCACUCCUCACCCUGUGUAGAUGUACCUACCUGUGUAGAUUUACCUACACAUGGCAACUCUAGGUUGGAAACCUGGGAAAGCAGACUCCUAAGAAGAGUUGUCAAACACAUACCAAGGCAGUAGAUGGCUUUUUCGGUACAUGACCUUUCACUGGAUUUGAAUUGGGGAACACAUCCCUAGUAGUGAUGGGUUCACUGUAGUGCAAGCAGGUGCUCACCUGUGAAAAGGCCCAAGAGGGGCACGCUUUCAAAGAUUGAGUGGUUCAGAAGCAGUGGAAGGAGUUGUCAAGACUGCUUUUGCUCUUUAGUAGUACAAGUUGAUUUGUAAUGAUUUUUUUAAAUUGUGAAAGCCCCUAAAUACAAAGUUAUUUGUAAUCCCACUGUCCUUUCAGUCUUAAAAAUGAAUGUACAUUUACUGUGUUGUAGGGAUUUGUCUUAAUACAUUUGAAAAGCUUCUUUUCCAUAGAAAUUAAGUCCUAUGGAAAGAUGAUUAGAUGGACCUGCUUUACUUAUUUGUGACUCCAAGGAUGAAGCUUUGUCUCCUUUUUUCCACAGGACAAACUCAUGUACAUAUUCAUGCUAACCUUUUCUCUAGAUGAUGUGAUUUUGCAGGCGUAACUUGUCUUGUUUUGUUUUGUUUUUCCAAGUCCCAUCCUUUGGCCAAGUAUUUACAACACCAAAUUCUUUGGCUUGUAGCUUAGUCUGUUGAAUAUGAUGUAGACUUUUCCCUCUUGUUCUGCUGUGCCCUAGUUUCACUAUAAUAAACUCCUAAUGUUCUCUAUAUUAAAAAAAAGAUUUACUUAUAUUUCUUGAACAUGAUACUAGUAUUUUGAGAGGAAGGCCAUAGUUGAGGAAUGGGUGAUAGUUCUGAAUUGUAACGAAAAAUGUCCAAAUCAUGGUACUGGAUUUGCAAGGCUUGGGAAGGACCAGGGACAUGCCCUUACCUGGCCGAUUGAAUGAUUUCAUGGAAGAGAACAGAUCUAAUGGGAGAAAUUAGAGUGUAACAUUUUUGUUUUGAAAAAGUAUUUGAAUUUUAGGUAACUUGUUCAGGAACUCUAAUGAGCAUUAAAAGUUUAAUAUUUUUAAAUGCCUUGAAUGUAUUAAGGAAUGUGUUUAUUAAAAGUCACAUAGUAUUUUACAGUUCCCUUGAGGAAUGUUAAAGUGAGGGUAUGAAGAAAUUGCCAAGCGUCAUGAUGUCUCACCAGACUAAAAACCCUUUCUCUACUUUUAAUUCAUGGGUGUUUAAAGGUUUUAAGUAGCAAAGAAAAUCUUUUGCCAUCAAAUUAAAUAUUUGAAGGUUCUUCUGACUUUCUACAUUUUUUUUUUCUUAAAUUGCUCUGGUAUUCCCAACCUACAGUUAGUGUUAAUGUUCACAGUACUCCAUUAGGGAUUCCCCGCUGGGACUUCAUGAACUCGAAGAAGUCCUUGUCAAACCCUGGCUCCUAAAGGAAUUAGUGCUUGUAAUGAAAUGACGCAAAAAAUUUUGAUUAUGAUCGUUUCAGUAUAUUGGUGCUAGAGAGACAAUAUGGCAAGUUAUUUAGCCUGUUAUAUUUUAACCUAAGUUCAACACUGUCUUAAAAUGAUUAAUCUCUUGUUAUUAAAAAACUCAGUUUGUGGCAUUUUCUAUACUUGAAGUUACAGGAAAUAGGGCCUCUAGAAUUUUGACUCACUUAAAAAAUGUCUCAGCAUUCUGAAAGACAUUGGCUGGUAAUGUGAGACACUCAAUUUUCGUUAUAGAUGUCCCUCAAAAUCUUCUCCAGUAUACUCAACCGUACAAUAAUGACAGGCUCAGAAACUUCGUUGAACUCAGCCACCAAGUUUUAUCAGAUUUCCCUACAUUCAUCCAGCCGUCUACACAUCCUCACAUGCUGUAACUAUUAAGUUCCUACAAACUGCGAGUACAGUACUAGACUUGGGAAAUUAAUGUAUAAAACAUAGCCUCAAACCUCUACAGCCCUAGUUUAGUUGGUGGCACCCUUAGAAUUUGAUGUCCAAGGAAGCAGUUUGACUGCAAGGAGGUGGGGGCAGGGGCUAAGGGACUUCUCUUGAUAACUGCAUUAUCCAGUCAUCACUGUUUUUAACUUAGAAUAUACGUUAUUUUGAGGGGGAGAGGUCCAAAACCUCUCCGAGCCACUCCAUUUCUGAAUGGAGAAAGGGAUACCAGAAACAAAGAAGGAAAGUGCGAAGUGCCCAGCAAAACACGUACCAAACAGCCCAAGAGUUACUUAGAAACAACAAAACCAACAUUCAAACAGCUUCCCAAAAGGAAACUGCCCAAAGCUUACACACUUUACUACAAACAAGCUGUGUAUACUGGGUACAUUAAAAUGGCCUUACACUAUGCCUGCUGUAUGGCUACAUCUUUUCAUUUAGCGGUGCAUCUUAAACUUCUUCCAUUAUCAGCACUUAUAGACAUAUUACCUGCUUGGUAUCCCAUUGUAUGGAUUAUUGACAUACCAGAAAUUUACUUCUGUAUUGCUGAAUGUUACGCAUCUUUCUGGUUCUUUGCUAGUCUGAAGAAUGCUGUGUUGCAUAUCUGUAUAUUAGAGCAUGUAUAUGGAAAAGAUGGAGUCAAAAGAGGAAGCAUGCUUACAAUAGUGAAAGAUACUGCUAAAACAACUUUUUAAAAGCCCGUGUAAUGCUUUGUAUGUUUUUUCCCCAUAUUUGCCUAGUAUCAAUAUUGUCAGGUUGUUGAAUACAAGUAAAUCUGUUAGAUUUAGUUUGUAUUAUCUGUUAAGUGAGGUUGAAUAUUUUUUAUUAUGGCUUUGACAAUUUGAAUUGUAUCCUUUCCCAUUUUGUAUUGGUUGGUUGCCACUAAUAUAUAGCAGUGUUGUUCCGUUUUUGUUUUUUAAUGCUUAUGUCUUAUGUUACAAAUAGCUUUUUAGCAGGCUGUUGGGUUUUAUUUAACUGUUAAAAAAUAACUGCUCAAGAAAAUUUUAGAAGACUUUGAAAUGAGCAAAAGAGAUUAUUGAGUGUUCUUUCAAUGGAAUGUUGGCCAUAAUCUAGCAGACCCUUCAUGGAUUAUUUACUUCUUUGACUAGGCCAUUUUACAGCUUUGUAGAGAUAAAAGUUAACUUGUAGAAAAUUGAUAAUAAUGCAAAUGUUUCCUGUCCAUAAUAAUGCAAAUAAAUUCUGUUACUUAGAGGAUAUAAAUCUCUGUAAGUCAUAUCCUUAUUUGAACCACUUUAACCUCUUAUUGGUCCUCUCAUUAAUUAAUGUGUAGAAUAAAAUCUUUGACAUGCUCA